Molecule: messenger RNA, 1109 nt
Organism: Asterias rubens (European starfish)
Lineage: Eukaryota; Metazoa; Echinodermata; Asteroidea; Forcipulatida; Asteriidae
Product: homeobox protein Hox-A4-like
Exons: 2
Coding region: 36-1109 (357 amino acids)
Biological process (GO): regulation of transcription by RNA polymerase II
Cellular component (GO): nucleus
Molecular function (GO): RNA polymerase II cis-regulatory region sequence-specific DNA binding; DNA-binding transcription factor activity, RNA polymerase II-specific
Source: RefSeq, a predicted model, not a curated record
GUUUUACGGCAACUUCAGUUUCCCAAAGCGGCACCAUGAUGGAAGGUAACAGCCCUUCGUUUUACAACUCGCCCUUCGGCUUUCACGGUGAUCAGUUUGUCGGCCCACCACCGAUUACAGCGUCCACGGGGGGCCAUCGGAGUUAUAGCCCGCCUCCCCCACCUGCGUGCAUCUACGCCGACAAGCCGGGCCCCCAGGUAGGGGGCUACGGCGGUGCCCCCAUGGCUGUUGUCGAGUCCAGGGUGGACGAGGGAUUGCUGCAGUAUUCGCGUAUGACGAAUAUGAACAUGAUGACACUGGCUAAUAUGACAUUGCCUCAGGACACGGCGUGUACUCAGGCCUGCGGGGCCGGUACUGGCGCCGCGGCCCAGCCGUGUGGUGACGGGGGCCGGGAGGCGGCAAUGCAGCAGACGCAUUCACCGCAACUUGGUGGUCACACCACCGGCAUGCAGGGGGCCUCAACGGCCGUGACUGCCUGCCGUGGAACGGGUCAGACACACGGGGGAAACCCUGGCCCUCAUCACCACACACCGACCGCCUCGUCUGCUGGGGGCAAAACAAAAGGCGAAGAUAGGAAUCAGAACUUACCGUUUCCUUGGAUGAAAACCACCAAAUCACACGCCCACAUGUGGAAGGCAAAUUGGCCAGGUGCUUCUUUCGUUGAUUUCGACGAGAACAAGAGGACGAGAACGGCCUACACGAGAGGUCAACUCUUAGAACUUGAGAAAGAGUUCCAUUUUAACAAGUACAUCUCCCGCCCGAGGAGGAUAGAACUGGCGGCCAUGUUGAACCUAACAGAGAGACAUAUUAAGAUCUGGUUCCAGAACCGGCGCAUGAAAUGGAAAAAAGAGGAGGCAAAGCGUCGACCCAACAACAAAGCCGACUCGAAGGACGAAUUCGAUGAACUCAAACCGGACCUCAAGUCCAACGGCGAUUCGUCGUCUGACAAAGAGGAUCUCUCCUCGGAGAAGAGCCCCCUGUCGCCCAACAGUGACCAGCUGCAGCCGUCCUCCGCCAUCAAGGCGGAUCCUUUCUCGCCCUCUACGUCGCCCAAAGGUCUCUCGAUGACGUCACACAGCGGAGAACACCUUAUAGUCAAGUCUUACUGA